ACCCGUGCGCGAUUACCGCACACAGGCGCGCACAUCCACGCGUCCUCGUUCCAUCUUCAUCUAUCUUUCCUCCCCCCCUCUCUCUUUCUCUCUCUCUCUACGAGGGACGUAUGGGAGGGGACGCUCGUGCUGAAUGUGUUUUUUCUGCAGCGUGCUUUACGGUACCGGAGAAGAAGAAGGAGAAGCACGCCGCUCCCCUCCGUUGGUCACGGAAUCGUUUGGUAUUGUGACAUUGCGCGCCUGCUUCUUAUUUUCUAAAUGGACCGAAGGGGAUGUGACUGAAAGCAGUGUGUAGUCUGCGCGCGUGUAACCGACUUGGAUUUAAACCUGACCCUGAGAUGAAUCACACUGCCCCGGUUGAUGCGCUCAUCUCCUCCGUCUUCUGGCUUCGGGGGCACUAAAAAUGCGGCUGAUAGCGCGGGUACCUGUCCUGGUUUCACACCGGUUCGGUUUGUCCCGAUAGACUGAUCUCGUCCGGUGCUGCGGUUUCCAAAGGGGCGAGCUGAGUGAUUUUUUUUUCUUUCUUAACCGGAUCCGUCACCAGUAGCCUGCCAGAUGGAUAACUACUCUACUUUACAACUGCAGUGUCUGGAAAUGACCACUAAACGGAAGCUGAUUGGCCGGCUGGUGCCGUGCCGUUGUUUCCGUGGUGAAGAGGAAGUGAUCUCAGUGUUGGACUACUCCCACUGCAGCCUGCAGCAGGUCCCCAAGGAAAUCUUCAGCUUUGAGAGAACUCUGGAGGAGCUCUACCUAGAUGCCAACCAGAUUGAGGAAUUACCCAAGCAACUCUUCAACUGCCAGGCCUUGAAGAAGCUGAGCAUGCCAGAUAACGACCUGUCCAACCUGCCCACCACCAUCGCCAGCCUGGUGAACCUAAAAGAGCUAGACAUCAGUAAAAACGGAAUCCAGGAGUUUCCAGACAAUAUAAAAUGCUGUAAAGGCUUGUCUGUGGUGGAAGCCAGUGUCAACCCCAUCACCAAACUCCCAGAUGGUUUUACGCAGCUCCUGAAUCUGACCCAGCUCUUUUUAAACGAUGCCUUCCUGGAGUAUCUGCCUGCUAACUUUGGGAGACUCUCCAAACUACGGAUCCUGGAGCUGAGGGAGAACCACCUGAAAACAAUGCCAAAGUCCAUCCACAGACUGACACAGCUCGAGAGGCUGGAUCUGGGUAGCAAUGAAUUUUCUGAAGUGCCGGAGGUGUUGGAACAGAUCCACAAUCUGAAGGAGCUAUGGCUGGAUAAUAACUCUCUGCAGACUAUACCAGGGGUGAGCAGAAGUUGGGACAAAAAGCUUCAUUCAAUAGGGAAGCUUCGUCAAUUGCGGUACUUGGACUUGGCUAAGAAUCGUAUCGAGACGUUGGACGCGGACAUUUCGGGCUGCGAGGCCUUGGAAGACCUGCUGCUAUCCUCCAACAUGCUGCAGCACCUUCCUGACUCUAUAGGAAUGUUAAAGAAGCUGACAACACUAAAGGUAGAUGACAACCAGCUGACCUCACUGCCUAACACCAUUGGGAGUCCGAAGCCCAAGCAAGGUCUGUCUCUACUGGAGGAGUUGGACUGUAGUUGUAAUGAGUUGGAGUCGCUGCCUCCCACCAUCGGCUACCUGCACAGCCUGAGAACCUUCGCUGCCGAUGAGAACUUCCUCUCAGAGCUGCCCCGCGAGAUCGGUAACUGCAAGAACGUGACCGUCAUGUCACUGCGCUCCAACAAACUGGAGUUUCUUCCUGAUGAGAUCGGACAGAUGACCAAACUGCGAGUCCUUAACCUCAGUGACAACAGGUUAAAGAAUCUACCGUUUACCUUCACUAAGCUGAAGGACCUGGCAGCUCUGUGGCUCUCUGACAAUCAGUCCAAGGCUCUGAUCCCACUGCAGACAGAAGCCCACCCAGAAACCAAACAGAAGGUUUUGACCAACUACAUGUUUCCCCAGCAGCCGCGACAUGAUGAGGAUUAUCAGUCGGACAGCGACAGCUUUAAUCCUACGCUGUGGGAGGAGCAGCGACAACAGAGGAUGACUGUGGCCUUCGACUUUGAGGACAAGAAAGAAGAGGAAGACAACUCUGGGAAGGUCAAGGUGGAGAUAAACCUAAAGCGCUAUCCAACGCCCUACCCUGAGGACCUGAAGAACAUGGUUAAGUCAGUGCAAAGUCUUGUGGGCAAAAGCGUACAUGCCGGACAUGGGCACCAGCACCAGCUGAGCACAGGCACCGCCACCUCGGCAGGAACCAACAUGGAACAUACACACCUCAGCAAAGAGCCAUAUGAACCACCGUGGCCCCUGCCUCCUAAAGAGGUGACAGACAGAGAGAUGCAGGACUUCUCUCAGACUCAGCUAAUGGAUCAGGGACCAAUGCAUAACUCUGGCAUCGAUAUUCCUAAGAGGAAGGACAAAGAGGACUUGACAGAGAGCUCUGAGGAUUCAAUGGGCGGCUCUCCGAACGACAUCCGUAUCUCUGACAUGAGGCCCACCCUGGUGGAGCCACCAAUGUACAAACCAAAGGUGGUGUUGCUGGGGAAGGAUAAGAAAGAGUCUACAGAUGAAGAAGUUGAUAAACUCCACUGUCUGAACCACAGCGGCUCGUCGGCCACCUACUCCGACUACUCUCCCUCACAGGGCUCCUCGGGCUCCUCCAACCCGCCCGGCAACACGCACUCACACACGCUGUCGCACGGACACCCCCACAAUCCCGCCCUACCGCCUCCUAGCAAGGACCAGGGCCCUCAGACGCACUGGACCAACAGACUUGCCCAGUCAUUUCCCAAGCCCAUUGACUCCAAGCCCCUGCUGUCUCAGAGAGAAACUCCUCCAUCAGGAACCCUGCAGCAACGUGGGGAUCGGCGUCCACUUAGCGAGCCUUUUGACUGGGUUGACGCACCUCACUACGACAACACAGGUUUCGAUGCAGAGGAGUCUCCUCUGGACCCUCCUUCAUCUACCACCAGUCAGGGAAACCCUCCGCUGGGCUCUAAACCUCGCAGCUCAUCAGCACACGGCCGCCGCCCCCUCCUCAGGCAAGACCGAAUCGUAGGGGUCCCGUUGGAAUUGGACACCCAGACACUCCCCUUCCAUGGCAACCAACGACCGAACCAGGACAAUGACUCGCAAUCCUCCGGACAUCCUCCCCAGAAUCCCUGGCAGAAUUGGACCAGGACCCCGAGCCCCCUGGAGGACAGAACCGCUUUUCCUUCCAAGCUGGACCUUACACCUACUUCCAGCCCCAAUCCUGAUCGCAAGGACAUGGAUUCAAGGCUUCAGCAAAGCACAGUGCCUUUGCCCGGCAGCUGGACAUAUCACGACAAUGAGGGGGAGCAGAACAGGAAGGAUCAGCUCAGUGUAGGCGGGGUCAACAAGGUGACCGUGGUGAUGAGUAAAAGCUCAGAUCGCCUGUCCCCCAUGAUGAAGGAGACGAGAUCCAAGUUUAAGAAGUCACAGAGCAUAGACGAGAUUGACAUCGGCUCCUACAAGGUCUACAGCAUUCCCAUGGACAGCUAUAGUUCAUCCAUUGAGCAGCAAACUAGUUUGGACCGUCCAGAGCUUCCCGGUUCUAUGGAGCAGACCAACAUGUCACGGUCACAGUCUGCCCCCAUGUUAGAUGAGGAGAUGGGAUACCCCGGACACGGAUCUGGCGACCAAAACCAGAGACAGAACCAAAAACCUGCCAUCCCACAAAAGGCUUACCACUUUGACCACAACUACAACCCGCAGGUUCGAUGGAGUUGUGAACCAUUGGUGACCAUGGAUCGCCGGGUCCCUCCCCCUUUCCCCAACACACCAGAUUAUGUCAACCACUCAUCGAAGGCUUUGGAGUACCUCAACCAACCAGGGAAGACACUACCCAAAGAGCUAGUGAGCCCUCGGUAUCGUGCUUAUCCACCCUUGGAGAUGUUUUCUUUCCCCCAGUCGCCAAUCAACCAAGAUGGUCCGCCCAGCCAGCAGCAGCAACCAAUCCCAAGUCAGCGCUCCAGACCAGGGUUUCUAAGAAGAGCAGACUCACUGGUGAGCUCUACGGAGCUCGCCUUGUUCCGACGGGUUCAUGAAGCUCAGCAGGAGGCGCUCCAAGAGUCUCAGUACAGACAACAGGCGGAUCCCCCUCUUUAUGGCCGGGCUGUCUACUCCACCCCCAUGGAGCACUCCGCGAUGAGUAAUAUGGCCGACAACCAGAGUCAGAUGCUGCACAACAAGAGAAACGGUCGUUAUGACGACGACUACCCCACUUACCAGGAGCAGAAGAAGCCCAUGAUUGGUUAUCCAACCAAGAGCCUGACUCAGCGGCGUCCCCUGUCUGCCAGAAGUUAUAGCACUGAGACCUACGGAGCAUCUCAGGCACGUCCAGUGUCCGCCCGUCCCACCAUGGCCGCUCUGCUAGAGAAGAUGCCACCUGACUACACCCUGGCAACCUGCCCCGAGAAGCCACCCGAUGACACCAUCAAAGUAAGACCUGUUGUACCCCAGAAACCUGAAGACAUCACCUCCAAGAUGCCUGCCGACUGGAGACAACAGCUACUCAGGCACAUAGAGGCGAAACGACUGGACAGGAGUGGUGUCCUAAAGCACAACACGCUCACGCUGGGCAUGCUCUGUCAGGGCGGGGGUCACGGCCAGGGGCGCAGCAGCACUUUGAACUUUAACCUUUACAAUAACACUAAGCAUGAGCCCCCUGCUGGCCGCUGGCUGCCACUACCUCCACCUCCGUCUGCUAACGCUACCCCGUCUCAGCAGGGUGGCGUGCUGGACAAUGACCAGGAGGGGGUGUCAGGAAGCAACCAGUGGGCUCCCUAUUCACUAGGCAGGAGGGACGUCCCACCUGACAACAUGUUAAAAAAGAGCGCCCAUUCCCACAACCCUUCCCAUCAAUCACACAACACCAUGAUCGUCACUUCCUCUUCCUCCUCCUCGGCCACUACACCUCAUCGUGUGGUGGGUCAGCAGGGCUACGAUGGGAUGAUGAGCAAAGGAGGCCAAUACAACCAAGGGAUGCAGCUGUCGGUGGUCCCAUCCGGGGGGCCGGGACAGUACCAAGGCAACAUGUCUCAAGCCCCUGGACAAGCUUACCCCAGCGGUGGCCUGCCUAUGGCCCUGUCCCAAUCCGGAAACCAACCCCAGUACAACCCCCAUACCUCUCACACCUCCCAUCAGCCCGCUACCAAUCCUCAGUACCAUGUCAACCAGGGCAUGGGCCAUAGCAACCAGGUCGUUAUGACCACCCACACCAACCCACGGCCUCAGAGCGCUCGCUGCCUGUUGCAGACUAAAGGCCAGAAGAGCACGGAUGGUUUUCAGGAGCAGCUGUGCGUGAGAAUAGAGAAGAACCCUGGUCUCGGUUUCAGUAUCUCUGGUGGCAUCAGCGGCCAGGGGAACCCCUUCAAACCCUCCGACAUGGGUAUCUUUGUUACUAGGGUACAGCAUGACGGGCCUGCCGCCUCCGCCCUGCAGCCCGGAGACAAGAUACUGCAGCAUGACUGUGUAGCUCCUCCUCUUCUCUCUCUUUUCCCCAACAGUGAUGUGUUACUGAGAUAAUGAUGGCAGUGACCCUCCAUCCUUCCACAAAACACUCACACAUAGACAUGUGUAUGGGAAACUUAAACGAGCCGCAGCACAUAUACCUCUAUACACACGUGCACCCACACACAUGCUGUUGACUGUGCUGCGUGUUUGCCUUGCAGGCUAACGGACAUAGUUUUUUACACAUGGAGCACGAGACAGCCGUCUCUCUGCUGAAGAGUUUCCCGCGGACGGUGGACUUGGUGGUUCUGAGAGACAGCAGCACGCGCUAAAAUAGUUUUUAAAAACAAACAAAACAAAUACAGCAACGCUUCUCUACUCUGCUCAUCGCCAUCCCACGCCAUCCCACCUGCCCUCCUCUGGAGGUUUAUGGAACUGAAAAUUGAGCCGCAUUUUUUUCCCCCCUUUUUUUGUUGUUUUUUUAAAACAUUUUUAAGGGAACAGUCAGACAUUUAUUUGCCUAUUGCUGGACCAAAGGCAAAUACCAGUGCCAAAUGUAUCAUAGGAAACAUAUCGGCUCUUCUGUCUACCGGCGGUCAGCGAUCUGAUCUGAUCGACGGCUGGACGGACCGCAAGAGGACUAUACACUUUAAAGUUCCUACAGGGCUGCUGCAGUUUGGAUUUUGUGGUUGGUUUGUGAUUUAAGCUGCCAUCUGAGCGGUCAGUCUGAGUAGUUUUUGUCGGUUAGUUAGAUUUUGGGAUAUUUUUCUUUCUUUUCUCCACUGCCGUCCAUUGUGAAUUUAAAGUAUUUUGUUUGGUGUAGCACAUGGUUCGCUUUCCUUGUUCUUCAUAGCUUUAUUAUUUCUUUCGCAUCUUCCGUCUUUUUCCCCCACUUUUCAGUCCUUUUUCUAUCACGGUCUUUGAUUUUCAUACUCCUCUGAUAUAUUUUUUGUUCUGUUCUGCAGGUUUUUGCCUCCACUGUACAGAAAUUGAAACUUAAGACUCUGCCUUGUGUACAUACAUAGAGAUUCAGCUUGUUAGAACUCUCCUUGGGGCCUGAGCAGACAGCUCUUAAAAGUUUAUGAUUCAUAUGAUUAUUGUUGAUAAACUAUAUUCUCAAUUCCCUCCUGUGGAAAUACAGGGGUCGUUCCUUCAAAUGGUUUUCUAAAGAGUAUAUCACCGUUUUAUGUGUAUAGAAAACACUUUUCAUAGUUCAUCACUGCUACUUGUUUUUUUUCUUUUCUCUUAUCAAAAGCUGUUGCUUGCACAGCUGUGCUGAAAGGAGCUAAAGCAAUAUUUCUGAGGCUCGGCCCAUUGAGCUUUUCAGCAGAGCCUUACUUGUCCUGCAGUGCCAUCUAUUGAGCAAGUCAUGCUAAUGUUUACACACACUGCCAUGCACAUAAACUAACAGGCAAAUACACACAUAAAAUUACACAUAUCUAUUCUCUGCAAUGUUGCAUAAUGCAUCCCUCAUUUUAGAAAAUCAUUUCCAUUAUAAAACUGGUCCAUUAAUAUUAACUGUGCCAUCUUUUUAAAGUCCUGUCUUAUGUUGUGCAGUGAUGUCACAUCCCUUUUGAGGUGUUUAUAAGUCACAGCAUGCUUUUACAUCACUGGACACUGACAGAUAGACAUUUUCUGUUGGCUUCUAGACGUCUCUACUCUCUAGACGUAUUAAAGCACUAAGUGCUGCUCGUUGAUCUGUGCCAUAUGCAGCCUCUGGCGCUCCUCGGUUGUAUUUACAACAAUAUCAGAGCUUUACCUCUUUGUGGCCCAGAACUGAUCUGCACACACUAAAAUCAAAAACGUGGCUUCAGUGAGCCGGUAAGCUGUUCUAUAGUUGUUGACUCGGCUUCAGCAUCUCCUCUGCUGAAGUCUCCUGACCUUUGGCCUUCCUGUGGAAAGCAGUGUGAGACACUAAUGCCCCUACAAGCAUCUGCAAGGUUUCAUUUUAGGAGGAUAAAUCAGAUAUCGUCUCUUUUUUUGACAAUCGGGGAAACAUCUGAUUUGUGUCACAUGUGGUUUCGGUUACACUUGAAUUUUAAAAGUCGAGGAGAUGCUGAUUGAUACCAGGCAUACACGGAAGGCUUGCUGACUUUGCUGGUACAUGCUCAAACUAUUUAAAAGAACAGGGAAAACGAAAGUUAUGGUGGACCUGAUGGGUCAACGGUACUGCAAUUUAAGAAAACAUCAGCAAACAGAAAAAUGCUGCAAAAGGUCACAAAAGAAAAAAGAAGGGGGAAAAAACCCUUGGAAAACAUAAUGGAAGUGUAUUAGGGGAGAUAAUAAUGUGACAGAACCAAAACAUGCAAAGGGUUGCACCGACACACGCUGAAACGAAGUGGAGGAUUCUUGUGAGGGAAAAACAAAUGCAAGGUACUGUGUGUUUAAAUCGCAUAAUACCAUAAAUAUAUGUUUGCUAUUAGCCGAUUACUGUUAGCUUGUCACGUCGGCAGCUGCUCCGUCAUGUUAUUGUGUCCCCAAAACACUUCCGUUGUAUUUUGUGAGGGUUUUUUUGUUUUUUGUUUGAUUUUUAGCUUUUGCAGCCUUAUUCCAUUUGCCAAUGUUUUGUAAAAUUGCAGCGCGUUUGACCUCUCAGGGCCACCGUAGCAAUAGACUCUAUGUAAAAAAGCAAAAAGAGAAAAAAAAUACACGAAAACAGAGAUUGAAAGCCUUUGCUCUGUAGUCUGGCUUUUAUAGUCACGCUUGAGAAGAUGUACUGACUGAAAUACAGAGGCUCAUUCUUUUUGUCUUUAUGUAAAUGCACCAUGGGUCUUGAAGGCAUUUCAUGGCAGUGAGUUUUGUUCUGUUCUGCAUAACAUCUGAUGUUUCAUCCAGAGUGAACCAUCCUUCACUGUCCUUUUGAUUUCACUUGACAGGUGCCCUUUUUGUGUCAACUCUCCAAAUACGAUUUCCAUCAGUUUAUCAAUAGGAGACACAAAACGGCACAGUUUAAUCAUGUGGUUAGGAGAGUUAACCACAGGUACCCACCCCGACCCUAUUUAGAGUUUGAAAUAUCAAAGAUAUUGUGAUGAGAACAGAGUAAAAGGUUUGAUAAUAUAAUUAUUUUUUACUACAUGUUUCAGGUAAUUCUUUCUAAAUAUAUUGAUAUACCUUAGCUUUGCUCAAAAAUUGUGAUAUUUUAUAAUGACACUUAUAACAAAGUUAUGGAUGGAAGUACGCACAGUAUGACUUGGAGACCUACACAUGUACUAUCCAAAACUGUAUAAAAUGUAUUUCUACUGUAAUUGUGAAUUUGUGUUAUACAAAUAUAUAUUAUAUAUAUGUAUAUGACUAUUUAAAAAAAAUUCAGUCAUUUUCUAUGUGUUUAAACUGCUAAAAGAGCUGAACAAAUGAGGGCGGUGUCACUGUACAUAGCUGUGAAUGAAAUCCAAUUUAAAAAUGACUCAUAUUGAUUGUGAAUGUACUCAUGCUUUCUGCAGUACCUACACCUACCCAACUUGAAUGCUGCUUCUUCUGUUGUGUGACAAAAAGUACUUUGACCUCCGAAGAGAGAAACGCUGUCGAGUUUAUAAGUUGGACAAAUUUUAGUGACGAUUUAACAGAAACUAUUUAUUUCUUUAUUUAUUUGCACAUGCAAGUUGAAAUCCUUCCAGUUUUAAGUUUGAGUAUUAAUGCGGAGAAAUGUAAUUGCCGAAGUAUAUAUAAUAUAUAUCAUGUGUUUAGAAUGCAUUUUGCAGACGCUAUCUGUACAUACUAUUUAAGAUACAGUUUUUACAAAAAAUAAUAUAUGUAUAAAAUUGAAAAAAUGCUGUGCAGCGAUUAUACUGGAGCCAUUUUGGGCUUUGGGACGUACCAUUUUUUCAGUAUAUAAGAAGUGUUUUGAAUAAUGUACUAAAGUCUCUAUUGUACAAAUAAUAAAAAUGUCACUAUUGGUAAUAUGG
Molecule: messenger RNA, 9344 nt
Organism: Oreochromis niloticus (Nile tilapia)
Lineage: Eukaryota; Metazoa; Chordata; Actinopteri; Cichliformes; Cichlidae
Gene: lrrc7
Product: leucine rich repeat containing 7
Exons: 33
Coding region: 556-5517 (1653 amino acids)
Biological process (GO): neurotransmitter receptor transport postsynaptic membrane to endosome; cell-cell adhesion; establishment or maintenance of epithelial cell apical/basal polarity
Cellular component (GO): postsynaptic membrane; adherens junction; postsynaptic density
Molecular function (GO): protein kinase binding
Source: RefSeq, a predicted model, not a curated record